Messenger RNA from Athalia rosae (coleseed sawfly), 2035 nucleotides. RefSeq names its product 2-hydroxyacyl-CoA lyase 1 (gene Hacl). Gene Ontology annotation, molecular function: catalytic activity; thiamine pyrophosphate binding; magnesium ion binding. Gene Ontology annotation, biological process: fatty acid alpha-oxidation. The transcript has 12 exons. The record is from RefSeq and is a predicted model, not a curated record. NCBI's taxonomy places the organism in Eukaryota, Metazoa, Arthropoda, Insecta, Hymenoptera, Athaliidae. Gene Ontology annotation, cellular component: peroxisome. The coding region runs from base 88 to 1794 and encodes 568 amino acids.
AUUUUGUGUGACGUCUACGCAUAAAGAAGUAAGUUCGUUUCGUUAUAAAGUGCAAACACCUCGACAACUUCCCCAAUUACGAUUGCGAUGGACGAGAUGGAGGGUAAUCAAAUACUCGCAGAAGCUCUUAAGGAGCAGGGGCUGGAAUAUGUCUUUGGGAUAAUGGGACAUCCUGUGAUAGAGUUGGCGUUGGCAAUGCAGGUUGCAGGACUCCAGUACUUAGGUUUUAGGAAUGAACAAUCGGCAUGCUACGCUGCACAAGCUUACGGAUACCUGACAAAAAAGCCGGGAGUGGUUCUUUGUGUCUCCGGACCGGGACUACUUCACGUUACGGGAGGUAUGGCCAACGCACAAGUUAACUGUUGGCCAGUUUUGGUCAUCGGAGGAUCCUGCCCACAAGAUCAUGAAGGAAUCGGGGGGUUCCAAGAAUGGCCACAAGUUGAAAGUAGCCGCCCUUACUGCAAAUAUGCUGCCAGGCCACCUUCGGCUGCACUUAUACCUCUUCAUGUUGAGAAGGCUGUUAGAUUGGCAACUUAUGGUAGACCUGGUGCCACAUACCUGGACAUGCCAGCUACGAUAUUAACUCAAAAAGUUCCAGUAAAGCGUAUUGCAAAAGUUGGACGAUGUCCACCACCUCCUGUCAUAUACCCUCAACCAGAGCUCAUAGAGCAGGCAGUGAGUCUAUUAGCCAAUGCUAAGAAGCCACUAAUUAUUGUUGGAAAAGGUGCCGGUUAUGCUCAUGCCGAAAAAGAGGUUCAAGAGCUCAUUAAUUCUACGAGCUUGCCUUUUUUGCCAACACCAAUGGGUAAAGGGGUGAUAUCGGAUACAAAUCAGAAUUGCGUAUCCAGUGCAAGAACCUUAGCAUUACAGCAAUGUGAUGUCAUACUGCUUUUAGGAGCUAGAUUAAAUUGGAUGUUGCACUUUGGUCGCCCGCCGCGUUACCAGAAGAAUGUAAAAGUUAUCCAAGUGGACUUGUGCGCUGAAGAAAUGCACAACUCUUUACAAUCAACUGUAGCUAUACAGGCUGAUAUCGGGCCAGUAGCUCAUCAACUAUCACAAGCAUUUAAAAAUCGCAAAUUCAAUUUAGCGCACACCAAUCCAUGGUGGAAAGAGCUAAUUGCCAAGGCUGAUAGGAAUAGAAAAACUGUUGCUGCUAUGGCACUCGAUACAUCACUGCCACUAAAUUAUUACACGGUCUUCAAACACAUUCAACAAAUUAUUCCGAGUGACUCCAUCAUUUGCUCCGAGGGUGCUAAUACAAUGGAUAUCGGUCGCACUAUGUUACUGAAUGAGCUACCAAGACACAGGUUGGAUGCAGGAACUUUUGGUACAAUGGGUGUAGGUCCAGGUUUUGCUAUAGCGGCUGCUCUUUAUUGUAAAGACAAUGCUCCAAAAAAAAGAGUCAUUUGUGUCGAAGGUGAUAGUGCAUUUGGGUUUUCUGGUAUGGAAGUUGAAACCAUGUUUAGAUACAAGCUUCCGAUUAUCAUUAUAAUUGUCAAUAACAAUGGAAUAUAUGGCGGACUAGAUAAAGAGACGAUGAAACAAAUACAAGAUGCUGGUGAAGCGACACAAGUGACACCACCGCAAUCACUUACCGCUGAAACGAGAUAUGAAAGAAUGAUGGAAAUGUUUGGAAGAAGAGGUCAUUUCUGUACAACAGUAUCAGAGAUUGAAACUGCUCUCAGGACGGCCUUAAAGGUAACUGACUCACCAACUAUAAUCAAUAUCUUAAUUAAUCCUGCCGCGGAUCGCAAGACACAGAGCUUUAGUUGGCUUACUGAAUCUAAACUCUGAGAGUUGGAAAUGAAUGUUUUAUAUUCAAUAAGGAGCUCUGAAAUUAUAUGAAUGUUGACAAAUCUUCAGUUGACGAAUUAUAGAAGUGAUCAUGUUAUUAUACUCAUUAUACAUGGACCAGUUCAGAGAUUAAUUUACUUUACUUUGUUGACUUGAUCCAAAGUCUAAUAAAUAUUUCAUAUUCCACAUUUGGGUGAAAGAAGAAAAAAUCGGUAUUAUCAAUAAAUGAAUAAUCAAACUA